AAACACUCUAUCAUGGUGAUAGGUCAGUGGAACAGUAGGUGGUGGGGAUAAAUGGAUAAGAGCUGAUGAUUCAUUCUCCAUGUUUUUGGAACAAAGGGAGGUUAGAGCACAGUGUUAAUCACUCGGUGUAGCGGUGUAUUUUGUGGUUAAUGAUACAACAUGAAAGAUUCACAAUAUAUUGACCAAAUGGCGCGCUCUGUAGGGUGGAACAAUUUACACUGUGCAGUUGAAAAGCAAAACUUACACUGGGCACAAGUGGUUGUAGACAUGGGUUAUAAUGUUAAUGAUUGUGACCGAUUUAGCCGCACCCCUCUGUCACUAGCCGCUGCAAAAGGGAAUAUUGAACUUACAAAAUGGUUGUUGGAUGCAGGUACUGAAAUCAAUAAUGGGUUUCCCCUUCACUACGCAACCGAAAAAGGGCACUUAGAAAUAGUUCGAUACUUAAUUAAAAAUGGAGCGGACGUAAACUUAGCAAAGGACAAUAAUUACCCGCUAAUCAUAGCCGCCACUAACGGUCGUUUUGAGGUAGCAAAAGUUUUAAUUGAAAAUGGAGCUGACACUGGGGUAACAGAUGAAACAAAUAGUACAGCACUUCACCAUGCCUGCCUUAGCGAAAAUCUCGAUCUUAUCGCAUUACUCAUCGACUCUGGAUGUAAUAUUGACGCACAAGAUAAAUAUGAUACAACUCCUCUUUCCAUUUGUUUGAUACAUAGAGAAAAUAAUCCUGAAUUAGUGAAACUUUUAUUAGCAAAAGGAGCCUCUGUAAAUAUGCCAGAGGUUCAAAACACUGGAGUCUUGCACAGUUCAGGUCAUCCUGUAUCCACACUUGAAUUGAUUAAAUAUGGCGCUGAUAUUAAUGUUAGAGAUAUUAGAGACGAAACUCCUUUGUUUUGUGCUGCUGAAAUGGAGCGCACAGAGUGUGCAAAAGUUCUUUUAGAAAAUAACGCUGACCCAAACAUUCGCGCAAGUGGAGGUGGUAGUGUCCUUCAUCUUGCAGUGGACAACAACGACCUGGAAUUAGUUAAAGAACUCUUGAAACGAAAGGCUUGUGUUAAUGCAGCUAAUGCCCAGAAUGUCAUUCCUUUACAUCUAGCAAUUCAAAAUGGUCACUCUGAAAUUGUGGAAAAAUUGUUAGAACACGGUUCUCUUAUUGACGUUCCUGUUAUAGAUUUAGUAGACGUUAACUGUUGCUCGCGGAGGUAUAACAUAAGUAAAGGAAGUACCCCACGCACGAUGGCUGAGUUGUCUGAACAUGACCACAUUGUCCAACUUUUACAAAAGUAUUCUGUGUCUCAAACAAACAAUUUCGAGAACACCCCUGAUUGGUUCCAGGAUCUUGAAACAAUAAAAAAGUUAAACCCGAAUGAUCCCAGGUUAACUGCUGUUACAAAUCUGAUAGGUUGGACCCCUCUUCACCAUUACGUUUGGAGCGGUUGUUACGAUAUUUCUUCAGAGCUUGUUAAGAAGGGCGCACCUGUUAAUGUCUUAGAUAAUUAUGAACGCACUCCUUUAUCACUCGCUGCCGCACUAAAUGACGUUCAAACUAUAAAAUUACUUGUAGAUAACGGCGCUGACGUAAAUUUAGGGCUUGCUUUACACUACGGCAUGGAUCAAAACGCAGUAGAAUCACUUUUACAACUUAUUAAGUACAACUGCGACAUAAACAUUAAAAAUAAGUCAUUAUUUGAAUCGUCCGUGUUAGUUGAAGCCCCAUCACAACAUAAAUCAAAGAUUGUUAAAAUAUUAUUAGAACAUAAAGCGGACGUAAACGAUGUAAGCAAACACGAACAAACCGCACUUCAUAAUGCUUGUCAGUUUGAUGAUAUCGAGUCAGUUCGGUUGCUACUGGAACACGGAGCUGCCAUAAAUGCGGUAGAUAACUGCCAAGAUAUACCACUCAUAUGUGCUGCCCCAAAUUCCAGUCACGAACUUCUCAAAAUCCUGAUAGAAAAUGGAGGCGACAUUCACUGGAAAGACAAUUCACUUUGGACUCCGUUACAUCGAGCGUCAUCUAAAGACAAAAGUACACUAGAAUUACUAAAAGCAGGUGCGGAUGUCAACUACUACAACGACAACGUCGAAUCUCCUCUAUACCUAGCGGCUUCAAAUCCAAAAGUGAUGAAAAUUCUUCUCGAUUAUAACGCGGAUGUGCGCUUUAAUGCAUUCGGAGGCUGGUCUAUCUUACACGAAAGUGCCUUCUAUGGGAGCUUGGAAUGCGUUAAGCUACUCCUAGACAAAAAUAUCAACGUUAAUUUAGGAAGUGCGGAAAACGUUCUUCCUAUAUAUUUGGCAAGCAUUAACGGACGCUGUGCCAUUGUUGAAGAGUUGCUAAAACAUGGAGCGUUUGUAGAUCCGCUCAUUCUUGAUAUUGGUGUGAUAAGGAUCGAGCAUAUUAUGUUUCCUAUGAACAAGAGUCACCACAUAGUGCCGGGUAACACACCUGUAAUUGGAGCUGCAUCGAAAGGUCACUUGGAGGUCGUCAGGUUAUUGCAUUCUUAUGGAGCAGAUUUAGAUGUUGCUAACGUCGAAGGAAAUACCGCUUUGCAUGAGGCCGUUUUAGGUGGAUUUGAAAAUAUAGUUGAGUUUUUAUUAUCACAAGAUGCUGACGUUGUCGCUAAGAACAAAAAAGGCCAGACAGCGCUGGACCUUGCUAGAGAGAAUUCAAAUGAUUUAAUUGUGACCUUGUUGGUUAGUUAGUUUUUGAAAAAUGUGUCACUUGUAAUUCGGAAUAAGCGCUAUUAUAAAAUAA
Molecule: messenger RNA, 2749 nt
Organism: Zophobas morio
Lineage: Eukaryota; Metazoa; Arthropoda; Insecta; Coleoptera; Tenebrionidae
Product: ankyrin-3-like
Exons: 3
Coding region: 160-2697 (845 amino acids)
Molecular function (GO): protein binding
Source: RefSeq, a predicted model, not a curated record